UAAUAUACCCCUUGGCAGGGAGGACCCCACUGAGAGCUCAACCUCCUUCUGUGGGAAGGAUCGGGGGCACACCAUAUGUUACCUCUCUGCCCUCACACCUUCCAUCCCAGACCCAGGUGGAGGGCCCUUUGGGGAUAAGCAAAUGGACAGAGAAGUGGGAGAUGAGGGCUUGGCAGGAGGUGUGGUGUGGAGGUCUGGGGAGCCACGGAGGCCCACAGGACAGAGAGGUGGGGGGCUGUCUAUGACCUCAGGUCCUCACCCCUCCCAGUCCCAGGUAGAGGAACCAGUUGGCCGCCUGCCACUGGAGCCAUCACCUGGGCCAGACAGGAGGCACUGGUGGCAGAUUUUUGUCCUGUGCAUCUUCUGGAUGCUCCUCUUGUGGCUGAUGACCCCCUGCCUGAAUCUGAAGACUGACUCAGCACCCCAGGAAAAAUGGAUGGACGGGGCACCACAGCAUUGCAGCUGCCCUUGGUUCAAAUUCUGGCAAUGUGGCUGCCCGCCCGGGAGUCUCAACCACUCUGUCUGCCACCACACAGCUGGAGAGCGCUGGUUUGAUGCAGGCUAUGAGAAGAUGAGGGGGUCCCUGAUGGGAGAAGCAGAGUCCACGCGCCCUGGUGCUGUGCUCUGGUGGUCGGACCUGAACGCAGCAAGCGAGCUGCGCAGAGUGUGGGAGAAGCUGCUCAAGGUGAUUCCCCGACCCUCAGUGAGCCAUUUUGAUCUCUUCUGUGGGACUUGUGCCCUGAUGGGGAAUUCAAAGAUCUUGCAGGCUGCCAGUCUCAGCAACAACGUCAACCGACCCAACAUGGUCUCCAGGAAUGCCAGGGGCCAGCGUUCUUGGAGGCAGGUGCUGCUGCUGCUCCUGCAGCUCUUUGAUCUUGCAUGGACUUCAGAUGCUCUGAGUGAGGAGAUGGUGGUCUUCCUUCUGGACCAGAAGUCUAGCCAGAAUGACCUUCGUAAGAUGCCCAGAAAUAGCUCAAAGACCUGCGAGUGCCCCCAGAACUCUUUAAGAAAGUGUAUCUGUUCAUCUGAGGUCCAUGAGUACUCCACCUGCCUCGGCAUUCCUGGAGAGCCUGUCUGGCUUGACGAACACUUUGAGAUGGACGUUGAGCCCCUGAUAAGGAUGAACCAGGCGCCUGUCCAAGGCUUUGAGGCGGAUGUGGGAAAAAGGACCACUGUGCGCAUUACGUACCCCAAGAUAGACAGCCCUUAG
Capra hircus (goat) is the source of this 1210-nucleotide messenger RNA. It is a transcript of the gene C13H20orf173, whose product is annotated as chromosome 13 C20orf173 homolog. Gene Ontology annotation, molecular function: beta-galactoside (CMP) alpha-2,3-sialyltransferase activity. The record is from RefSeq and is a predicted model, not a curated record. The transcript is spliced from 5 exons. NCBI's taxonomy places the organism in Eukaryota, Metazoa, Chordata, Mammalia, Artiodactyla, Bovidae. Bases 143 to 1210 code for a protein of 355 amino acids.